This is a messenger RNA of Clunio marinus, 1489 nucleotides long. The record is from the annotation of a GenBank genome assembly. Lineage: Eukaryota; Metazoa; Arthropoda; Insecta; Diptera; Chironomidae.
UCGCGUUUAAAAUCGAUUUCUGCAUUAUAAUUAAAGAGUAUUUAUUUGAAAAAUGUCAGUAGUCAUUGAAACGACUAUAGGUGACAUAACUGUCGACUUGUUUCUGAAAGAAAGACCGAAAGCUUGUCUUAAUUUCUUGAAACUUUGUAAAUUGAAAUAUUAUAAUUUUAAUUUAUUCCACACAAUCCAACAAAACUUCAUAGCACAAACGGGUGAUCCAACAGGUGAUGGAGAUAAAGGAGAGUCAUUUUGGGGUGUCAUUCACGGUCCCAGUGAACGGUUCUUUGAAGCUGAAAAUAUUCCAAAGAUUCUUCAUAGUGAACCGGGAUUAUUGAGUAUGGUGUCUGAUGGGAAGAGCUUUAUUGGAUCUCAGUUCCUAUUCACUUUGGGACCUGACCUGUCAUCUUUGGAUAACAUUCAUUGUGUGAUUGGCGAAGUUGUGGAAGGACAUGAAGUUUUACGUCAACUUAACGAAACAAUUGUGGAUGAGAAUUUUCGACCAUUUAAAGAUAUAAGAAUAACGCACACUGUAGUAUUGGAUGAUCCAUUUUCUGAUCCACGAGGAUUUCGUCAACCCAGUAGAAGUCCGUCACCAUCAGCUGAACGUUUGAAAAAUGGAAGAAUCGCUGCUGAUGAAGAAAUCGACGAUGCAAAAGGAAAGACAGAAGCUGAAGUCAUAGAAAUGGUUCAAGAACGAGAAGCUAAGGCUCGUGCAACUAUUUUAGAGAUUGUUGGUGACAUACCCGACGCUGACAUUGCACCACCUGAAAAUGUCCUCUUUGUUUGCAAACUUAAUCCUGUCACAACUGAAGAUGACUUGAAAAUCAUUUUUGGACGAUAUGGAAAAGUCAAAUCAUGCGAAGUUAUUCGAGAUAAAGUUUCUGGUGAAUCUUUACAAUAUGCAUUCGUUGAAUUCGAAAACACAAACUCAUGCGAACAAGCUUACUUCUCUAUGGAUAUGGCGUUGAUAGACGAUCGAAGAGUUCAUGUAGAUUUUUCACAAUCUGUAACUAAAGUUAAGUGGCGUGGAAAAGGAAAUUAUACAAUUUAUGAUCGUGAUGCGAAAUUUCUAUCUCAAAGAUCGGAUGGUGGUAGAAAUAAUUCAAGAAGACAAGACUCAAGACAAGAUAGAAAUCGAUAUGACGAUCGAAAUAUGACAAACAGACGUAGAGAUCGCGAUCAGAGAAGAGAUUUCUCACCCGUCAAUAAAAGGCGAUCAAGAUCACGAUCAAGAGAUCGCCAAAGAAGAAGAUUUUCACCUAAACGAAAUCGCUUACCUUCUCCAUCACGACAUUCUAGAAAACGUAGGUCAAGAAGCCGCUCAAAUAAUUCUGAUAAAUCGCGUGAUGAGAGAAAAAAGAAAUCCCAUCGAGAUCAUAAAAAGAAAUCUUCGAAAAAAGAACGAAAGCAUCGAAAAAAGCGAUCCAGUAGCAGCAGCAGCAGUUCAAGCAAUAAUUCAAUGGAUCGAAAGAAGAAAUCAAGAAAAUAA